AUGGAAACCGACGACAUGAGCCUCCGAGUCGCCUCCUUCUCUUACUACCUCGACACGGCUAAGGACAACUCGUCGGGACAUCACAAGAUUUCGUCUAACGAAAAAACCGAAUCCCAUACCCUAAAUUCACCACCUUUUAGCAUCAAGAUUUCGAAACCCCAAGAAAACGACAUAAAAAACACGAAAAACCUCCGAUCAACGACAAAUUUCACCUUCUCUCGCCAAACGCUACCUAAAGACGACGAGAUAGGCGUUUUCAAAGCCGACAAGUACUUCAACAUGAAUUUGGAGUACAAAACCGAGCCGAAGACUAUGCACGAGAGCAAAGUUUCCGGACCAAACGUCAUCAACACGAACACGAACAUGACGAGUUCGUGUUCCGAGGCCGGCAGCUGGAACAGCCAAACAGCCCUUAUGCCACCCGGUAAAAAUUUCGGACAAACUACUUCCUCCGAAAAGCCGAAAAGACUUUUCGGAAGGCGAAUUUUCACCGGGCUUGGCUGCAAUGGCCCGUGUUUCGACAAAAACUCGGUACGCGUCCACCUCGGAGUACCGAAAGUCACAAAAAACGGCCACCACAGCCGUCUAACGAAAGACGAGCCAAGGAAGUCGAUCGAGGUUUUCGGGUCGAAUAAAAACGCGGCGAAAAAUGACGUGGCUACCGAUAUGGAGAGGAAGCUCUCGAUGCUGACGUGGGACGCGAUUCCAAUAAUACACGAGAAAACGGUCGAAGUCGACAUGGCCAGCGAGGCGAGCUCCGACUUGUUCGAGAUCGAAAACAUUUCCGGCCGCUCGGUUACCUUUUCGCCACGCGGGCUGGCAGUGGGCCCCACAGGGGACGACGAAGCCGAGUGCAUGAAUUACGAUUAUGCCCCUAGCGAGGCCAGCAGCAUUCAGUGGAGCGUGGUCACGGCUAGCGCAGCAGCGAAUUAUUCUUCGGUUAAUCUCUCGGAUUUUAACGACGAGAGCGUGAGUUUGGCGAAUAAAAGUUCGAAAAAAGUCGAUGAGGUUAAGAAGAAGGGUCGAUUAUCGGUCGGGAUAAACUUGGGGUGCAAGAAUCAGAAGGCGGUUGAAGUUGCGGCGGAGAAUAAUGUCGUGGGCCCGAAGAUGAUGAUGAGCUGUCAUCAUGUCGAGAAAUCGAAGCUAAUUAGUCAGGAAAUGAAAUAG
Messenger RNA from Striga asiatica, 1167 nucleotides. Lineage: Eukaryota; Viridiplantae; Streptophyta; Magnoliopsida; Lamiales; Orobanchaceae. The record is from the annotation of a GenBank genome assembly.